Nanorana parkeri is the source of this 5188-nucleotide messenger RNA. It is a transcript of the gene ITSN2, whose product is annotated as intersectin 2. The coding region runs from base 66 to 5144 and encodes 1692 amino acids. Gene Ontology annotation, biological process: intracellular signal transduction; positive regulation of Rho protein signal transduction. The transcript is spliced from 41 exons. The record is from RefSeq and is a predicted model, not a curated record. NCBI's taxonomy places the organism in Eukaryota, Metazoa, Chordata, Amphibia, Anura, Dicroglossidae. Gene Ontology annotation, molecular function: calcium ion binding; protein binding; guanyl-nucleotide exchange factor activity.
AGCUGCAUUAUUAACAAGCCUGUGUUUGUGUGUUGUGUUUGCAGAUGGCCCGGAGUUAACAAGACAUGCUGCAGAACACCAUGCCUCACUUUCCCACGGCCCUGAAUGGUGGGCCAAAUAUGUGGGCGAUCACUACGGAGGAGCGGGCCAAACACGACAAGCAGUUUGCCAGCCUGAAGCCAAUUGGUGGACUGAUUACCGGGGACCAGGCAAAAAACUUCUUUUUACAAUCAGGGCUUCCUCCAGCCGUUCUCGCUGAAAUAUGGGCUCUGUCCGACCUCAACAAAGAUGGCAAGAUGGACCAGUUGGAGUUCUCCAUCGCUAUGAAAUUCAUCAAACUCAAGCUGCAAGGCCAGAAUUUGCCAAUGAUCCUUCCACCUGUAAUGAAGCAGCCACCCGUCUUUUCGCCACUAAUGUCCUCCCGCUACGGAAUGGGAAGUAUGCCAAACUUGUCCAUGCCACCAUCUAUGCCCUCGCUCUUACCCAUUGCACCCACCACUACGCUGACCUCAUUGGGCUCUCUGCCACCGUUGGCUAUGUCUAGUCCCUUGAUGUCUUCUGUCGGCUCAUCGUCAACAUUGCCAAAUGGAACAUCCAGUCUCUUGUCCUCUUUCCCUUUGUCUUCAACACUGCCCCACAACAGCUCACUGUCUCUAAUGACCGGAGGAUUCGGCGGCUCUAGCAUGCAGAAGGCUCAGUCUCUCAUAGACCUGGGCUCCAGCAGUUCUAAUUCCUCGUCUACCACUUCACUGACUGGUAAUUCUCCUAAGACCAGUAGCCUGGACUGGGCUGUCCCACAGGCCGCCAGGCUGAAGUACAGACAGAAGUUUAAUGGUCUUGAUAAAACCAUGAGUGGUUACCUGACCGGGUUUCAAGUGAAGAAUGCACUCGUACAAUCCAACCUUUCCCAGACCCAACUGGCCACUAUAUGGUCUCUUGCCGAUAUCGAUCGUGAUGGGAAGCUGAAAGCAGAUGAGUUUGUGCUGGCAAUGCAUUUAACUGACAUGGCAAAAGCCGGCCAGCCUCUCCCGUUGACUCUGCCCCUCGAUUUUGUACCCCCUUCAUUCCGUGGUUCAGAUUUCAUCAAUGGAACACUGCCCACCUACCAUCUGAUGCAGGAAGAGGAUCCCCCUCAGAAGAAGACAACAGCAACCUUUGAAGAAAGGAGAAAGGAGAACAUGGAGAGAGGUAACCAAGAACUGGAGAAGAGGCGCCAGUUCCUGCUUGAGCAGCAGCAGAGGGAGGCUGAACGAAAGGCUCGGAAGGAAAGAGAAGAACAGGAGCGCAGAGAGAGAGAGCAGCAAGAGCAGGAACGCAAGAAGCAGCUGGAGAUGGAGAGGCGUCUGGAGAAACAGCGUGAACUUGAGAGGCAAAGGGAGGAGGAGAAGAGGAAGGAGAUUGAGAGGAGAGAGGCAGCAAAGCAAGAGCUGGAAAGGCAGAGGCAGCAAGAACUGGAGAGGAUUCGCCGCCAAGAGCUGUUCAAUCAGAGGAACAGAGAGCAAGAGGAAAUCAUCAGGCUGAAGUCUAAGAAGAAGAGCUUGCAGUUGGAGCUGGAAGCCCUGGAGGAAAAACAUCAGCAGAUCACACUCAGGGUCCAGGAUGUCCGAGGUAGAAAGCAAAUUAAGAAAAAUGAGUUGGAAAAUAUAGAUAACAAAUGUGAUCUGGGAAUUAUAGAGAUCAAGCAACUCCAGCAGCAGCUCCAGGACUAUCAGAAUAGGUUGAGCAGUCUUGCCCCAGAAAAGCAAGCCCUGAAUGAGCAGAUUAAACAGUUUCAGAUGAGUAAUAACUCUAAUGCCGGUUUGUUUGGCCUUCAUAAGAAGACGGCAGAGAAGGAUGGCAUAUGCCAGAGGCUGCGGGAGCAGCUGGAUGCUCUGGAGAAAGAGACUUCCUCUAAAAUCAAAGAGAUGGACUCCUUUAACAACCAGCUGAAGUGUGAGAAUAUGGAUGACUCUGUUCUGCAGUGCCUUUUGUCUCUCCUCAGCUGUCUCAACAAUCUCUUCCUCUUACUUAAGGAAUUAAGAGAAAGCUACAACAAGCAGCAGACUGCACUCCACCAAUUGCAGAAAAUCAAGCAAGAAAAACUGCAGGAUCUGGAGCGCAAAAAAGCUGAGAUGGCUCAGAAGAAGAAGGAGGACGAUGAGGCGGCAAGGAGAGCAAAACAGGAGAAAGAGAACCUGUGGAAGGAGCAAGUAAAGAGGGAGGAAGAGGAGAAGCAGAACCGCCUAGGGGAAGAGCGUAGAAAGGAACAGGAAGCUGAGCAGAGGAGGAAACUGGAAGAGGAGAAACGCAAACAGGCCGAGCUCAAAAGAGAAGCCGAGGAGAAGAAGAACAGAAAAUCUUCUGUGUUUGUGAAUUACAAAGCGCUGUACCCAUUUGAGGCCAGAAAUACAGAUGAACUGAAUUUCAAUGCGGGCGACAUACUUCAGGUGGAUGAGAAGAACGUUGGGGAGCCAGGCUGGUUGUACGGCUGCUGGAGUGGAAAUGUGGGCUGGUUUCCAUCCAAUUAUGCGGAAAGAUUGGCAGAGGCUGAGAAAUCAUUGUCUCCUAAGAAGGCCUUAUUGCCUCCAUCCAUCUCUGUGUCAUCUACCUCAGCACCAGACAAGUCGCUCUCGCCAACGAAACCCUCAGAAGGGGAUAAUAAGGAGUAUCCAAAUAUGCCUUUCUCUAGCCUUAAUGUCAGCUCAUCAUGGCAGAAGACAUCUGCAUUUACACGCACUAUCUCUCCAGGCUCUGUCUCUCCUAUUCACGGGCAGGGUCAGCCGGUGGAGGCGGUAAAGGCUCAAGCACUGUGCUCAUGGACUGCAAAAAAGGACAACCACUUGAAUUUUACCAAAAACGAUAUCAUCACCGUGUUGGAGCAGCAAGAGAACUGGUGGUUUGGCGAGGUUCGGGGGCAGAAGGGAUGGUUUCCUAAAUCCUAUGUGAAGAUUCUACGGGGAAGGGAAAAUAAGACCCCUGAACCAGAACCCGUGUAUGCUGCUGUGAAGAGAAAACCAUCAACCCCUUCAUAUACCCCUGCAGAAGAUUUCGUGGCGCUGUACCCGUAUUCCAGCACAGAACCCGGUGACUUGACAUUUAAUGAGGGCGAUGUGAUCCAGGUGAUACAGAAGGAUGGCGAGUGGUGGACGGGGACCGUUGGUGACAGAAGUGGGAUAUUUCCAUCAAACUACGUGCGCCCGCGAGAUCAGGAGGGUCCAAGCAGUGCUGGAAAAACUGGGACAUUAACCAAAAAGCCUGAGAUUGCUCAGGUCACCACCGCGUACACUGCGACAGGAUCAGAGCAGCUUAGUCUGGCUCCAGGGCAGCUGAUACUUAUAUUAAAGAAGAAUGCAUCAGGAUGGUGGCAAGGUGAAUUGCAGGCACGAGGGAAGAAGAGGCAGAAGGGCUGGUUUCCAGCUACCCACGUCAAGUUAUUAGGACCAACUAAUGACAAGACAGCUCCCGCUUUCAACCCAGUGUGUCAGGUCAUAGCAAUGUAUGAGUAUGUCGCCAAUAAUGAGGAUGAACUGAACUUCAACAAAGGACAGCUCAUCAAUGUCAUUAGCAAAGACGAUGCAGACUGGUGGCAAGGAGAAAUCAACGGGGCCACCGGGCUAUUUCCUUCCAACUACGUCAAGAUGACAACAGAAUGUGACCCCAGCCAGCAGUGGUGCGCUGACCUGCAGUUGUUGGACACCAUGCAACCCAUGGAGCGAAAGAGGCAAGGCUACAUCCAUGAGCUUAUCCAGACUGAAGAGAGGUAUAUGGAUGACCUUCAGCUUGUGGUUGAGGUGUUCCAGAAGCCAAUGGCGGAGUCCGGCCAUCUGAGUGAAUCUGACAUGGGUUUAAUAUUUGUUAACUGGAAGGAAUUAAUAUUGUCCAACACAAAACUACUGAAGGACCUACGAGUGCGUAAGAAGAGCGGGGGUGAAAAGAUGCCGGUCCAGAUGAUUGGCGACAUUUUGGCCACGGAGCUGACGCACAUGCAGGCCUAUAUCCGAUUCUGCAGCUGCCAGCUGAAUGGAGCUUCUCUCCUGCAGUCGAAAACAGAUGAAGAACCAGAAUUUAAAGAUUUCCUGAAGAGAUUAGCCACAGACCCUCGCUGUAAGGGGAUGCCCUUAUCCAGCUUCCUGCUGAAACCUAUGCAGAGGAUAACACGAUAUCCACUCAUCAUAAGGAACAUCUUGGAGAACACUGUGGAGUCUCACCCAGAUCACGCCAAUCUGAAGUUUGCCCAGGAGCGAGCGGAGGAGCUGUGUUCUCAGGUCAAUGAGGGGGUGAGAGAAAAGGAGACCUCGGACAAGCUGGAGUGGAUACAGGAGCAUGUUCAGUGUGAAGGACUAUCUGAGCAGAUCACUUUUAACUCCCUGACCAACUGCCUGGGGCCGCGGAAGAUCUUGCACAGCGGCAAAGUUUACAAGACCAAGAGCAGUAAGGAGCUGUAUGGGUUCCUUUUCAACGACUUUCUCCUUCUCACCUACAUGGUCAAACAGUUUGUGUCCUCCGGAUCCGACAAGCUGUUCAGCACUAAGAGCAACGCGCAGUACAAGAUGUACAAAAUGCCAAUUUUCCUAAAUGAAGUUCUGGUGAAACUGCCAAGUGACCCGUCCAGCGAUGAGCCCGUCUUUCACAUAUCGCACAUAGACCGGGUGUACACCCUCCGAACUGACAACAUCAAUGAAAGAACUGCCUGGGUUCAGAAAAUCAAAGCCGCCUCUGAGAAUUUCAUCGACACAGAGAAGAGGAAAAGGGAAAGGGCAUAUCAAGCGCGGUCUCAGAAGUCCUCCGGCAUUGGACGUUUAAUGGUGCAAGUCAUUGAGGCAACUGAGCUAAAGGCCUGCAAACCAAAUGGAAAGAGUAAUCCAUACUGUGAGGUCAGCAUGGGAUCCCAGAGCUACACCAGCCGCGCAAUGACUGACACCCUGAACCCAAAGUGGAACUUUAACUGUCAAUUCUUCCUGAAGGAUCUGUACCAGGAUGUGCUGUGCAUCACAGUGUUCGAUCGAGACCAGUUCUCCCCCGACGACUUUUUGGGCCGUACGGAAGUCCCGGUGGCGAAGAUCCGGACAGAACAGGAGAGUAAAGGUCCGACCACUAAACGUUUACUGCUCCAUGAAGUGCCAACAGGGGACGUGUGUGUGAGGUUGGACCUUCAGCUGUUCUGAGGGAUGAGAACUCUUCACCAUUACAGCUGUGUUCUAUCACGUGC